This is a messenger RNA of Pollicipes pollicipes, 1897 nucleotides long. RefSeq names its product protein stum homolog. NCBI's taxonomy places the organism in Eukaryota, Metazoa, Arthropoda, Thecostraca, Pollicipedomorpha, Pollicipedidae. The record is from RefSeq and is a predicted model, not a curated record.
ACGAGACCGAGUCCGGGCCGUCGCCCAAGACGCAGCGCAAGACGUCACACGACCGGCGCGGGUCGCAGAACCUGCUGCAGUCGGCCGGCAUCGGCAUCGAGAAGCGACGCCGCUCCAGCACCGGCCAGUACCGUAUCGAGAACAACCAGGUUGUUUACGAGACCGACAAUGGAGAGACGGAGCGAAUGGAGAUCGUCAAAAUACACGAGAAGCACGGCAGCUUUCGCAAGGCCAUCCCCUAUAUGCCUAUGCCGGUGGCCAUAACGCUUUGCGUGUUGAACGUGAUAGCACCCAGCAUCGGCACAUUCCUGUCGGGCCUGAUGUGCUUCUGCUUCGGCCCGAGCGAGUACCCGAGCCGCGGCCAGACGCUGGCCUGGUCCACGCUGGCCGGCCUGCUGCAGCUCAUCACGCUGCCCAUCAUAGUCGGCUGGAUCUGGAGCAUCAUGUGGGGCGUCGCCUUCGUCCAGGACUCCAUGGCCAAGUCCAUAAAAGACCACGACGACCAGAGGUCGGAUCAGGUGUGAGUGACCGGGCGCCGGGCACCACCUGCGUUGAGCCCGACCGGCAGUGGGUGGGCCGGGGUUGUCCACCAGCGGCGCCCCGCCGGGCGGCAGGCGGCGCGUCUCGCUCGCGCGGCCUCUCGUCUCUCCCGAAGCCGUCGCUGCGGCCGGCCGAUUGUCCGCCAAGGUCUCGUGGCGGCCGUGUUCCGGCGCACCCCGGCCGCUCGGGCCCGGCCCGCUCGCGGCCGCGGCCGGCUGGCGAGGCGGCGGUGAAGCGCACAGCCGGCAACGUAACUGGUGACGUCACUGUUGAUGCCAUGGCUGGUGAGGCGGCGGUGAAGCGCACAACCGGCAAUGUAACUGGUGACGUCACUGGUGAUGUCACGGCAGGGAGGCGCGCUGGUGUGGAAGUGGCGAUGUGGCGGCGCUUGACGGCAGUGAUUGGACUGAUGACGCGGCGUUGGAUCGAUGCACUGGUGUGACGGGAUAACGCAACGGCAGUGUGGUGCAAUGACGUCAUUACGUGACUGGCUCGCUGCAUCGAUGGCGGAAAACGGUGGCUCAGCUGACUGUUGCGGCUAUGUGACCGGAUGGCACGACGCCUGUUAAGCGCGCUGCUGUGACCGACAGACGUUUGUCCUGUUCGAGCCCACGCCAGCUGCGUGAGGGCGUCUUGCUGAUAAAGGUCUGACCUCCGACCCACGGGAGGGUCAUCGGAGACCGCCAGCCGUCAAAAGGCGAGCGUGUCGGCGGGGUUCAACGGGCGCUGGCCGCCGUUUGCCGUGCCCCCGGUCCCGCUGUUUGCUUGAGUCGCACUGAGCGUGCCCACAGCCCGGCCUCUGACAAGUCGUGCCUUUCGUGGCUUGGCUUGCACAUGGCGCCUUCAGAAUCUGCUGUGAUAUCGGCGCGGGCUACCCGGAACCCCCCGAUUUCUCUAAAACAUCCGUCUUUCGUUUACCCCAACCCCAAUGAACCCAGUUUUUCGGGUGUCCGACACUGCCCUGGACCGCACGUGUCAUUUUUUCCAGUUUACGUAUAGCGACACACACUCCGGUGUUCAACGCAUACGACAAUCGCCUGCAUAUCUGAAAUACUCCGACUGCCGAGGCUGCAUACCUGAGCACGCGUGUUUUCAACUGCCGGGCUUUGAGUCGCUUUGUCGGUGAAUUAGUCAUGAAGGCAUCACGACCGGCGUACGAAUGUGACGCAUGCAUAGAUGAGGCAUGUGAAUGUUAGCUGUUUAUACGUGUACGAACGGCGGUGUGAACGGGUGUCAAGCUUUGUGCACACUGACUUGACCAGCGGCAUCCGAGCGGCAUAUCCUUGUGUUCAUUGUUUGUCUCCCCAUCAUUGUGUUGACGCAUUUCAUCGUGGCUUAAUACAACUUGCAAACGAUC